UUUUGUUCCAAAAAAAUAAAAAUCAGCAAUUAUGCCGAAAACGCAUUUUUCCCCUAACCGGAUGCUGAUGACAAAUGAUGAAAAACUGAAACUCUCGAAGCCUCCGACACGGAUGCAAUUCAAAUCAUCAUCUUCAGAAUCAAGCAGCGACACUUCAUACAGCACGUCGGCAUCCUUGCAGUCAUCGGUCAUUAGUGAAAAGUUAGGGGCCCAGAACGAUCAUUACAUGUUGGAACGAAAAGUUACCUCUGUAGAGCCAUCGAUCUACGGAAACGUGGUCGAGCCUAUUAUCGAAGACAACGAGCUAGAACCUAUAGCAUGUUCAAAAAAGCCAUCGGUCUGUAGGGAAAAGGUCGAGUUUCAAAUGGAUGAUACUUUGUUGGAUCCUCAGCCGUCGUCGUCAAAGACGGCCAAGGACUUCUGCCACAUAAGCUCCCCAUGGCUUAUCGGCGACUCUCAGCUGAAGGCCACCGACAACCUCCCACACAUAAAGGAGCAUAGCAGAACGAAGGCGAACAAAAUGGUGCAGAAGAUAGUGACGAAGACGAAAGCGAAUAUAAUGAUAAACACGGCACAGAAACGCAGAAAAGCAGCUCGCCCUGAUAAUGUUAAAAAAUCACGCGACAUUAUCCAGCGUCUAGAUGAGCGGCUGGAGGCAAUCCAGUCAGCCCUUCAAUCUAUGAUCCGUUUCUCAGUUGAUGAUCAGCCACAGCCAGCAGUGGUUCCGUGUGAUGCUUCUAAAAGAAAUCCCGAAAAUUUACCUGAGGUCGCACCAAACGAUCUUCUUGCCUUUGUGGAAACUCUCGUCCAGGAAUUUUGUGACGUAGUUUCACAGGUGUUCAGCGUGAACUCAUGUCUUUUCACAUGUCUCGUGGUGCUGCUCCUGAUCAGUAUUGUCUUGUGGUUUUACAAGGAAGAAGUCUGGGGGUUCAGCACGGAGGAAGGUCGCUACCAGGCCAAAAUGCGCAAGUCGGGUCCGUUACUUAAGUGCUUGAUCUUUUUGCUGCGGCAACUCAAUGUCCCAAUCUUCUAGGCGUUCGAGAAUUUCAGUUGGCUUCACAUAUUUUAAUAAUAAAA
Messenger RNA from Drosophila persimilis, 1077 nucleotides. RefSeq lists its product as uncharacterized. NCBI's taxonomy places the organism in Eukaryota, Metazoa, Arthropoda, Insecta, Diptera, Drosophilidae. The record is from RefSeq and is a predicted model, not a curated record. The transcript has 2 exons. The coding region runs from base 32 to 1033 and encodes 333 amino acids.